AAGUGAGCGCGAGCGCGCCGGCUGCGGCGGCGGGAGGUUCGAUCGUUGCCGGGAGACCGGGCGGCGCCGCCUGCAGGGCGGGAGCAUGGUGCAGAUCGUGGUGUCCAGGCCCGGGGCCGGGGGCCUGGAGGAGUGGGUGCUGGUGGAGCUGCAGGGAGAGAUCCAGGCUCGCUACAGCACCGGGCUGGCCGGAAGCCUCCUGGGAGACCUGCACUACACCAGCGAGGGGGUCCCCGUGCUCAUCGUGGGUCACCACAUCCUGUACGGGAAGACCGUGCGCCUGGAGAAGCCCUUCGCCGUCCUGACCAAGCGCGGAGCCAGCGAGCAUGGGGCCGACUCCAGCCCCGGCACCCACUACCUGGUGACCGCCCUGAUCAAGACCAAGCUGCUCUUCAAGACCCGCCCCAAGCCCAUCAUCACCAACGUGCCCAAGCGGCUGUGAGGGGCCGAGCCCUCCCCUGGGAACGCCCAGCCCAGACCGCGCCCGGCUCCCACCCCAGGGGCAGGUGUUUUUGGGCCACGAGCCCUGCUCCUUUCCCCGUGGCAGCCCCGUGACUCCGUAUUGUGGCCAGAGCCCCUCACACCCACACAUGGGUGACCCCAGCUCCCUGCCUGCAGCACCUGGGGCGCAUCCCUUGGGGCAGGUCCAGGUUGCCCCCCUUGCUGCCCAGAGCGGCUGGAGUGGGGCCGACCGUGUACAGUGGGCCUAGCUCUGCCAACG
Molecule: messenger RNA, 721 nt
Organism: Gavialis gangeticus (Gharial)
Lineage: Eukaryota; Metazoa; Chordata; Crocodylia; Gavialidae
Gene: CHTF8
Product: chromosome transmission fidelity factor 8
Exons: 4
Coding region: 86-442 (118 amino acids)
Biological process (GO): mitotic sister chromatid cohesion
Cellular component (GO): Ctf18 RFC-like complex
Source: RefSeq, a predicted model, not a curated record